GGGGGCGCUUGGAGCGCCGGCGGCGCGCGCGGGCCGGUUAAACCGAGGCGGCGGCGGCACGAGCUGCGUCUUCGGCCUCCCGUGAGCCCCGCCCGCCCCGCUCCGCACCGGGCCUGUGCCGCGGCACCCGCCGGACGAGGCAAUCAUGAGUGAUCGAAAGGCAGUGAUUAAGAAUGCGGACAUGUCAGAAGAGAUGCAGCAAGACGCUGUAGAGUGUGCUACUCAGGCCUUGGAGAAGUACAACAUCGAGAAGGACAUUGCUGCUCACAUUAAGAAGGAGUUUGACAAGAAAUACAAUCCCACUUGGCACUGCAUCGUGGGAAGGAACUUUGGCAGCUAUGUGACUCAUGAGACCAAGCACUUCAUCUACUUCUACCUCGGCCAAGUCGCUAUUCUUCUUUUCAAGUCUGGGUAGAACCAAGGACUGUUACAGAACCUUGCAUCUGGUUACAGGACUGUGUGCUGACUCCUGACUAGUUACUGCAGCCUUUCUGAGGACACAGACCUUGAUCUUCAAGGCCGAUGGCAGGGAUUAUGCUAUAGCAGAUGAUGUUACAUUGUGGAUAUAAAAAGGAAAAAUACCAAAA
This is a messenger RNA of Apus apus (common swift), 587 nucleotides long. It is a transcript of the gene DYNLL1, whose product is annotated as dynein light chain LC8-type 1. Gene Ontology annotation, molecular function: dynein light intermediate chain binding; dynein intermediate chain binding. The coding region runs from base 146 to 415 and encodes 89 amino acids. Lineage: Eukaryota; Metazoa; Chordata; Aves; Apodiformes; Apodidae. The transcript is spliced from 3 exons. Gene Ontology annotation, cellular component: cytoplasmic dynein complex. Gene Ontology annotation, biological process: cilium assembly; microtubule-based process. The record is from RefSeq and is a predicted model, not a curated record.